Molecule: messenger RNA, 753 nt
Organism: Jaminaea rosea
Lineage: Eukaryota; Fungi; Basidiomycota; Exobasidiomycetes; Microstromatales
Product: putative ubiquitin/ribosomal protein S27a fusion protein
Exons: 4
Coding region: 215-610 (131 amino acids)
Biological process (GO): modification-dependent protein catabolic process; translation; protein ubiquitination
Cellular component (GO): ribosome; nucleus; cytoplasm
Molecular function (GO): structural constituent of ribosome; ubiquitin protein ligase binding; protein tag activity
Source: RefSeq, a predicted model, not a curated record
GGAGGCCGAGAACCCGGACCGGCCGCAUCACUGCCCCUCACGUGGAUGAUGCGCACGUGGUGGGGGCCACGUGGCCUUCAAACACGUGGCGCUGGCGCAAAACCAGUGCGAGGGCAAAGUGAAAACGGCUGCGAGCAACGCCGUCCACCUCGCCCUUCUACCAUCCGCUCUCCGAGGACCCAACGCAUUCGCUGGCUAGGCUGAGUGAUCCAAGAUGCAAAUCUUCGUCAAGACUCUCACUGGCAAAACCAUCACCUUGGAGGUCGAGUCCUCGGACACGAUCGACAAUGUCAAGGCGAAAAUUCAGGACAAGGAAGGCAUCCCUCCCGACCAGCAGCGUCUGAUUUUCGCCGGCAAGCAGCUCGAGGACGGCCGCACGCUCGCCGACUACAACAUCCAGAAGGAGUCGACGUUGCACCUCGUCCUUCGUCUUCGUGGAGGCUACUACAAGGUCGACGCUGACGGAGCCCUCAAGCGUCUUCGUCGCGAGUGCCCCGCUCCCGAGUGCGGAGCUGGUGUCUUCAUGGCCUGGCACAACGACCGCCAGUACUGCGGCAAGUGCCACCUCACCUACCUCUUCACCCCUGGAGAGAAGCCCCCUACCGCCUAAGCGUGCUGCAAGCGUGCACGGCGGUGUGACGCGAGGUGUGGAUGCGAUCUUGUCCGCCUCGUCGUCGACGCCUUCUCUUCUUCGCUGUUAGCAAUCAGUCAAUCCUUUGCACAGCGAUCACCAGGCUCGAGAUUGAGAGUGAC